Messenger RNA from Ogataea haglerorum, 561 nucleotides. RefSeq lists its product as uncharacterized. The record is from RefSeq and is a predicted model, not a curated record. Gene Ontology annotation, cellular component: nucleus. Bases 1 to 561 code for a protein of 186 amino acids. Gene Ontology annotation, molecular function: guanyl-nucleotide exchange factor activity; small GTPase binding. Gene Ontology annotation, biological process: protein import into nucleus. The transcript has a single exon. Lineage: Eukaryota; Fungi; Ascomycota; Pichiomycetes; Pichiales; Pichiaceae.
AUGGCAGUAUCCAAAAAUAAAAUAUUGUCGCACCACAUGAAUUUCGAGGAAACAAAGCUCUAUGGUGGUGCCAUCACCACAUAUAUCCCAGCCGGAAUGGUUGACGCAUCGACCCUGAGACAGAUCCCAGAUACACAGGAGGUGUUUGUGGCCGGGCCAGACACCCAGCUUGGCCCGGAGGACGCCAUCAUCUUUGAUCUCCUGGAGUCGGUCGACGUCCCUGACGAUGCCGCCGCCGAGUACCAUUUCCAGGAACUAGCCAAGCUCAAUGGCGCUGAUAACGCCAAAGUCCUAGAAGCAACAAAAAUUGUGUGUCCGAACUUCGCCCAGGACCCUACCUACGUCUUGGUUGGCUCGCAGGAGGCAAAGAAAUGGGGGAGGGACCAGACCGAAUUGGUGGUUUUACUCGGACUUAUCCGGCUCCAAAGAGUGCAGACCGACCUGCUGAUAACUUAUAACCUCCCGGGGGAAGAUUUUGGUCCCCGGAUUCCUGUCGCAAAACAAGUGAUUCAGCAUAUCCUGGAGUCACUGCAGGUGCAAGACUGGUCGCUAUUUGGCUGA